UGUGCUUCGAACGAAUCAACGCUUGCAACCAGCGCGAGACGAUGCAAAACGUGUCUUCAGCCGCUACCCUUUCAGUCGAUCGAGUGCAACGGGCCAGGCAACAACACACACCGAUCCGUCUCACCACGCGCGCUCUCUGCCACUAAACCCCCCUUUUGCGUCAUCCAUCCCUGUGUUUGUGUCUGUGUGUGUGUGCGGCUGAGGUGAUGAUGCUACCUGCCGAUCGUGGUGCUGCCCUUAUCGCCCGUUUGCUGCCGGCGAUCGCGAACGUCACACCGACAGCGGCGGUAGCGUUCUAAACCACCACCCCGCGCGGAGUGAGCGAGCGCCAAGGGGAAGUCGAAGUGAGAAGGGAAGCUAGGUGCUUGAAUGGUUUUUUUUCGUUUUGUUAGAAAAGUUAUAAAUUUUCCAGUUUCGUGUCAGUAGUGUCACCGGCAGCAAGUGUACCGAAAGUGCUCUCACCUGUCUUGUGUUGUCUUUCAUCAGCUCAUCAUCAGUUGGCUGUUGUACUGGCUCGGCUGAGGAGCUGCAAACUCGUAUACAGCCGCCACACGUAACACAGCCAGCCAGCCAGACAGCUGGAGCAAGGAGAUCGGCGCGGAAGAGAACAACCGAGUUGCUACAACACCUUUACUACUUGCUCUCUGGCCACGAUAAUGUAAGCACGCGCGUAACAGAUGUAACAGGAUUGGCACGCACGAUCCCCAUCCCGCACUUCCUACAUUCAUCCCGGAAAACGGUUCGGCAAAUUGUGGUGAAACACGAAAACUGCAAGGAUUCACCAUCAACACCAGUUGGAACGGAACGGCGCCUAAUUGGGUGGUUGGAGGACGAGUGAUGACGAACGGCACGGCACACGAUCGCGAUCACAGCAAUCAUCAUCCGCAUCAUCCGCAUCAUCAUCAUGCAGGAACAGCAACACCCUCCUCGUCGUCAUUAUCAGCAACGGCAGCCAGCAAGUUUGUGCCACCAUCGAUGGCGAGCGUGCUCGUGAUCGUGGCCGCACUAUUGCUGUGCGGACUGCCUGGGCAGUGUAGCGGGCAGCGGGAAUCGCAGCUGCGGCUAGGCAAAGCGAUCAACGUGUUCCUGCGCUACGGCUAUCUGUCGAUAUCGAUGAAGGUCAUCUCGUACAACGAUACCGAACGAUGGCUGUUCAAGGAGCCGACCAACAACAUCUUCACGGGUCUGGAUCUGCUCAAGACGGAAGAGUUCGAGGUAAAGCCGGGCAUCUUUAACGGCGACUUCCACAUGGAGUUCUGCGACAACCGGCGCCAGCUGUUCCAGGCGUACUUCCGCGACUUCCAGAUCGAGCGGCUGGACAGCCCGUGGCGGGCGUACACCGAGGGCUGGCACCCGGAGGUGGCCGCCAAGAAGCUAGGCAUCCAAAGCAAGUACCUCGAGCGGGACGACUACUGCUACGUGCUGGUGCGGGUCGCCCGGUACCGGGACAGCGCCCGCUUCACCAAACCGAUCCCGCCGAACCAGACGCUCGAGCCGGAGGUGGCGCGCAAGAUGCAGAGCGUCGUGAUCGGCGACACGACGUCCGCGGUGCAGUUCAUGAACCAGUACGGGACGCACUAUAUCAACGCGUACGUGACCGGCAACUCGCUCUAUCAGGUGUUUGUGUUUAACAAGCGCAACUACGGCUACGUGAAGGAUAAGCUGAAGAAGCGGGGCGAAAUGACGGUGUCCAAGGUGGACCUGUACGAUCACUUCGCGCCGUGGUACGUGGAGCACAUGGGCAAGAUACGGUGCGCCAGCGGGAACGCGACGAUCGAAACGUGGGCCGCCCGGAAGCUGCGCCUGUCCUACUACGUCUUCACGUACAGCAGCCUGCUCAAGCUGCACGGCGACGGCUCGCUGCUGCGGAUACUGAGCGCGCUGCUGCAGAACGAAGCGAUCCUGCAGCUGGACAUGCGCUCGCUGAGCGUGCUGUUUAAGGAUCCGGCCAAGCGGGCCUGGUACGAGGAGAUACUGGACAACUAUCUCAAGCUGUGGGAAGUGAACAUGUAGCCGGAGGCGAAGCAGCGGUCGCAGCGGUGAUCCGCGAGACGGAAGUACGCUAAUGGUGGUGUUGGCCGGUGGUGAUUUCCUACGGAAAUUGUUCACUGCUCACUUUGGUAAUCGAUCCUGGGAGGAAGGGGGUGACUUCUGAGCUCUGUUACGAGUUACGAGUAGACUAAUUUAACGCGCGUCUUCUUCUGGAGGCACCUUCGCCCACCUUUUUGAGGUAUUUGUGAGCGCACAGCGUUGUAGCUUCACGGUUCCAGUGGGCUGUGGGCCACACCAAAGCCACGCAGGCCACACGCGCAAGGUGCAAAUGAGUUUUAUUGCAGUGAUGGCACACACACAUACACCCAAAACUCCCACACAUUAGUCUUAAGCUUGGAGUAAAAGGGUCCCCUUCGGAAUCCACAAGUGUCAUACACACACACACCGGAAAAAGCUUCACUCUAACUACACACACUACUACUACCACUACUGCUACUAUUACUAUUACUACUACUACUACUUUCACAUGCUGUGAUAGACUUAGUUGACUCUAGAGUGUUUGUCAGGUUGUAUGGACCUCCCCCAACCCUCCCAACCCAUCCUCCGGGGGAGGGAGCGAGAAACCAGCAGCCCUAAACACGCGGAGUAGACACGCGUUUUGUACCGGGAAAGUCGGCAUUAACAUGUGGGACAACACAACCACGCAGCAUUAUGGCACCACGCGUGUGCCACGUGUGCGUGCGUGCGUGCGUGCGCAAUCGUUAAGGGGGAAGAGUGGGACAGAGCAAGUAGAUUAAUUUGAGCUAAGGAUCCUUUUUUACGCGUAAGAUAAUGGAUUAAAAAUCAACUAGUGAUAGUCAUAUUUAAGCCGGACGGAGUAAAUAAAAAGAACAAGCUUUAAGGAGAAAUGA
Molecule: messenger RNA, 2903 nt
Organism: Anopheles coluzzii
Lineage: Eukaryota; Metazoa; Arthropoda; Insecta; Diptera; Culicidae
Gene: tsl
Product: torso-like protein
Exons: 4
Coding region: 838-2013 (391 amino acids)
Source: RefSeq, a predicted model, not a curated record